Messenger RNA from Cylindrotheca closterium, 834 nucleotides. The record is from the annotation of a GenBank genome assembly. NCBI's taxonomy places the organism in Eukaryota, Bacillariophyta, Bacillariophyceae, Bacillariales, Bacillariaceae.
AUGAUACUGAUCGGUGGCAUGGCACAAACCAAGGCCUCUUGGGAGCAUCAGUUGCCUUACUUGAGCAAGAAUCGACAGGUGAUUGUCUACGAGUGCAUGGGGCAGGGCAAGAAUAAUAGUGAUAUUGAAGGGGAUGCUGACAAGAAUCAUCAAGAUGUCAGUCUAAAAGCCCAGGCUGAGAAACUGUUGGAGACCAUCCAGAACGAGAAUAAUGAGAUGAAAAUUCAGACUCCAGUCGAUUUGGUAGGUUUUUCGUUUGGGGCCCGAGUGGCCAUGGCGACAAUGACCCUUGCCAAUGAAAGUAGCGAGAAUAAUUCACCACCUUGCAGUAUUCGCAAGCUACACUUGACGGGUGUGGCCACAGAUCGAUCCGAUUAUGGACACUUGGCGGUACAAGCUUGGAAAGAAUGCUUGCAGCAAGAUCCUUCAUUGCGAUCCUUUGCUUGGUCGAUUUUGAUGGCAACUUAUUCGCCGUCAUUUCUUCGACGGCAACAAGAACGAUCAAUGCUGGGCCGAUAUGUGGAUCACAUUUCGACUCACAACUCAAGAGAUGGUUUGCUGGCACUAAUGGAACAAGCCGAAGUCAAUGAUCAUGAGGAUCCUUGGCAUGUUGCCAACAUGGCCGAACGUAUGCCGCAAUCAUGCGAGGGAAGAUUGUGCGUUGGGGAAUUGGACCAAAUGGCACCUGUUGAAUAUGCAAACGAGCUGUCCGAAAGGCUUGGUUGGGGCGCACCAACUGUCAUUCCAAGGUGUGCUCACGCCGUGGCGGUGGAGGGUGCGAGAGAUUGGAGGAAGAGUGUCCUAGAAUUUCUGAAUGGUGAUAGAAGUAGAUGA